Molecule: messenger RNA, 1977 nt
Organism: Fopius arisanus
Lineage: Eukaryota; Metazoa; Arthropoda; Insecta; Hymenoptera; Braconidae
Product: maltase 1
Exons: 8
Coding region: 37-1857 (606 amino acids)
Biological process (GO): carbohydrate metabolic process
Source: RefSeq, a predicted model, not a curated record
CCGGAUCGUUACCGAUCGCGAGUCUCAGGUACAACAAUGGCGCGAGUACAUUACCUCAUUCUUUUCCUCAUUACGUUUAAUGUCGUAGCGAGUGAAAUAAAGAACGUGGGAUGGUGGAAAAAUGCUGUCUUCUAUCAAAUCUACCCGAGAAGCUUCAAAGAUGACAAUAAUGAUGGCAUUGGAGACCUGAAAGGGAUUACGAGCAAGCUGCAGCACUUUCGGGAUUCUGGAAUCGAUGCUAUCUGGCUUUCACCGAUUUAUGCUAGUCCUAUGGUAGAUUUCGGGUAUGAUAUUGCCGAUUUUCGAAAAAUUCAUCCCGAUUACGGAACGAAUGAGGAUUUCGAUGAAUUAGUAGUAAAAGCUCACGGCAUGGGAAUCAAGGUAGUUCUCGAUUUGGUGCCAAAUCAUACCUCUGACGAUCAUGAAUGGUUCCAACAGAGCAAGGCCGGUAAUGAAAACUACCAGGACUAUUACAUCUGGCGGACAUCAACCGGAGAAAAUGAUCCCCCGAAUAAUUGGCUGAGUCGUUUUGGAUCAACAGCUUGGAAAUACGAAUCUAGUCGAUCGGCAUGGUAUCUCCACCAAUUCCACGUUCGGCAGCCCGAUUUGAAUUACCGAAAUCCAAAAGUUAAACAAGAAAUGGAAGACAUAAUCAAGUUCUGGUUGAACAAAGGAAUUGAUGGCUUUCGUGUUGAUGCUGUUCCGUUUCUAUUUGAAUCGGAAGGAUUUGAAGACGAGCCACGAUCUAGCAUCAAUGCGACGGAGAAUGAAUGGGAAUAUUUGCGUCAUGAUUACACCCAAGAUCAGAGUGAGACCUAUGAUUUGGUGAAGUCCUGGCGAAAAGUCCUUGAUGACUUCGCGAAUUCCAGUAACUCUGAUGAGAAGGUGAUGAUGACAGAAGCGUACACCAGCUGGAAUAACACAGUCAGAUAUUAUGAUAAUGGUGCUCACGUUCCUUUCAAUUUUCUAUUUAUCACGGAUAUAAAUCGCAAUUCAAAACCUGAUGCAGUGAAGACGGUCAUUGAUAAGUGGAUGGCCGAAACUACGAAGAGAAAAGGAACAGUUGCAAACUGGGUGAUGGGCAACCAUGACAAUUCAAGAACGGAGUCAAGAUAUCCGGGCCGUGGAGAUCAGAUGACGAUGCUGGCAAUGAUCUUGCCUGGAGUGACAGUUACUUAUAACGGAGAAGAAAUUGGAAUGGUUGAUAAAACAGACAUCAGUUUUAAUGAUACUCAAGAUCCUCAGGGUUGCAAUGCCGGGCCCGACAAGUAUCAACUAGUGUCCCGUGAUCCGAACAGAACGCCAAUGCAGUGGAACGACGACAUCAAUGCCGGAUUCAAUAACGGAACGACGCCAUGGAUCCCGAUAAACGAUAACUUUGUCGACCUGAACUUAGCUCAGCAGAAGGAAGCGUCAGCUUCUCACUACAAGAACUACCAGAAGCUGGUCCAGUUGAAGAAGACAAAAGCUCCACUGAUAUCAGGAGAUCUCCAAACUGUUGUGUCCUCCGAUAAAAAGACCCUGACGAUUGCCAGAAGUACAAAGAACGAGACAAUCCUUCUGAUCAUCAACUUCUCUGAUACCGAAAGUGUAACCGUCGAUGUAGCCAGUCAGCUAAAAUCAAUCAACGCUGCAGCAACAGUACUAGUAACAACCCUGGAAUCAGUUACUAAGGAAGGGGAUUCUGUGGAUGUCAGCAAAUUGCAGUUAGCGCCGAAACAAUCGGUCGUUCUAGGAGGAACAGUCAAGAUUACGAACACCAACACCGGAGAGCCGGAUGGUGCUCAAACAAUUGCUUUAUCCUCCAUCUUAGCAGUACUUGUACUUCUUCUCAUGUCAUUAGAGUACCUUCCGUAAUUAUCCGAAUCCCUCCAAUUUAUCAAUUUCUUUACAUUUAUUCGUUUAAAAUACAAAUACAUGUAUUCGCCAAAAUCCAAACCAAAUGCUAAAUAUAAUAUUAUAAUUAUUCUCUGAGAA